Molecule: messenger RNA, 786 nt
Organism: Lactuca saligna
Lineage: Eukaryota; Viridiplantae; Streptophyta; Magnoliopsida; Asterales; Asteraceae
Source: the annotation of a GenBank genome assembly
AUGAAGGAAAAGCUGAAUUCAAAGUUUAAUGAUGCGAUGACAAAGUUCCCAGAAAAGGAAAGUUUUAGAAUUUUCAAAGAAAAGAUGACAAAUAUGAUUGUUGAAGAAAAAACUGAAAGCUCAACACUUUUUAAUUUUCCAAGUAAUGAAACUGGAGUUGAAGGAAUCAAUUUGACACCAAUAAUGGGUCAAAAAACAAAUGAUCAAAAAGAAAAUGAAGAUAAAGAGGGAAAUGGUGAAGAAGACGGUGAUAAUGAUGCAAGUCAACCAGAAGUAGAUUAUUUGCUUGACUCAAAUGAAGCAGAGAAUGAAGGAAUAAAGAAUGAUGCAGAUAAGAAUAAAAAAGAAGGUGAAAUUGGAGUAAAAGAGAAAGAUGGAAAGAGGAAUGAAAAUGAGAAUGAUGAAGAGGAAAAAGAUGAUCAUGCUGAGGAAACAAACAAUUAUGAAAAGAGUAUUCAACAAACUGAAAAUGAAAAUUUGUUGGAUAAAGUUGUUGACAACAUUGUGGAUAAUGUCAUUGGAGUUGGAAUUUCAAGUUUAAAUAGUCAAGAAAAUGAAAUCUGGAAUGAUCCUGAAAUGAAAACUAUUUUGGAUAAUAUUGAUAUAGGGUCACCAAUGAGUAGAAAUACUCUUGCAGAAAAGGAAAAAUCAGAAGUUGAAAAAACAAAGGCAGAUGAUACUCUUGCGGAAAAGGAAAAAUCAAUAGGAAAGAAAAAGUCAGAAAAUGAAAACAAUGAAGGACAAAAAGAUGACAAGACAAAAGCAAAUGAAGGAGAUCCGGGCUAG